CCAGGUGCCAGCUCUCAUCUGCUUUGCUGCUAACUUAGAAUUUAGUUUGAAGACCCCAAAAUGGCAGUUUUUUCUUACCAGCAACAGCAUCCUGCUUCUGUUGUUGACGAGUUUCAGCUCGAUUCAAACACCAAUAUCGCAAGCGGAACCUUGUUUUCUCCAAAUCUUCCAUAUGAAUGUCUCCAGGAGAGCUCUUUGCAUGCUGAAAGAAUCCUUGAAACUAUCCAUGCUGAUGACAACAGCAUUGCGAAAGUCCCUUUCAUAAGCACUACAUACCACUCUUCAACGACUGCAAGGCAUAAUUCAAGUUCGUCCAUGGUGGCUGAUCUUCAGUACUGCGAAGAAAAUCGAGUUAGUCAGGCGAUGACCCCAACACUGUGGCAAUUGAGAAAGCACUCGUCGCCAGCCAUAAAGGUAAAAAGAGAAAGCAAAAGGCAGAAACUAAACCUAAACAGUUCUGUCUCAAGAAAUGCAAAGAGGGUAAGGCCAGCAAAAAAACAGAAGAAAGUUCCUGUUGAGCCUCCAACAGGCUACGUUCACGUCAGGGCAAGAAGGGGUGAAGCAACAGACAGUCAUAGCCUUGCUGAAAGGGUGAGAAGAGAGAAAAUCAGUUCAAGGAUGAAGCUUCUGCAAUCUCUUGUUCCUGGAUGUGAUAAGAUAACCGGCAAGGCUCUCGUACUGGAUGAGAUAAUCAGCUACGUUCAGUUUCUAAAAGAUCGAGUGCAGUCUUUUGAAGCACAACUUGAUUUGCUUAAUGGAGCGUUCAUUGAUGAAUUUGAAGUGAACUUCAAUAGGGAGACACGAGAAUGGCAGGAGCUAUUUAUCUCGGAACUUCAAUUGCCGUCUAUUCUAGAAUCUGGAUCCUCCCUGCUCCCUUCUCUCGUUGAGAAAACAGAUGCACCCGCUUCAUUGUUACAGCCACACCUCAAGAACUACUAAUGAGCAUUAUCAAAGCAGAACUCAAAUGCAAGGCAAAACAUCAUAAAAUUAUGUUCCCAAUUCUGAUAAUCCCACUUUUGAGGAAUCUAGAACUCCAAAGUGUUGGAAUUAAUUUUAAAGUUUGUAUUCAAAGUGUCUUUUUAAUUUUUCUAAAUAUCUUCUAGAUAUAUAUGUAACUAUUAAAAAUGUAUUUAUUUUUCAAA
Molecule: messenger RNA, 1142 nt
Organism: Populus trichocarpa (black cottonwood)
Lineage: Eukaryota; Viridiplantae; Streptophyta; Magnoliopsida; Malpighiales; Salicaceae
Product: transcription factor bHLH137
Exons: 6
Coding region: 61-939 (292 amino acids)
Biological process (GO): regulation of DNA-templated transcription
Cellular component (GO): nucleus
Molecular function (GO): DNA-binding transcription factor activity; protein dimerization activity
Source: RefSeq, a predicted model, not a curated record